Venturia canescens is the source of this 2116-nucleotide messenger RNA. RefSeq names its product prion-like-(Q/N-rich) domain-bearing protein 25. The record is from RefSeq and is a predicted model, not a curated record. Lineage: Eukaryota; Metazoa; Arthropoda; Insecta; Hymenoptera; Ichneumonidae. The coding region runs from base 638 to 1714 and encodes 358 amino acids. The transcript has 8 exons.
UAAAUUUCUUGGUCUUCGAAUUUCUUAUUUUUUUUUCUUUUUAUAAUUAAAAAAAUCAGACAGAAUUUCCGAAAGUACUGCGAAAAGUAAAAUAUUUCGUCGAGUAUCCCGUUUUACCCCAAUCCCCCCCUCCAAAUAAUAACUUUGACGAUUAAUCAGUUUCGCUGUCGAAAAUACGGUGAAAAAGUCUGUGAAAAUGAGGUCACACAGUUUGUCAAGAUAAAAAUGUGUGCAUAGUUGGUAAGCGGAACACAAUAGAGUGCGAGCCCUGGCGGUGCGUCGAUCUCGGGUUGCGUAACGAAGAAUCGUCGGCGCUACUCACUCGAAGGUGCGUCGUCGCGCGCACAACACUCGUGCUGAGCCGAGCGUUAGUUUUUUUUAGUCCAAUUAAUAGCCAUCGACGUUACGUGGUACGAGAAACAAUCGACGAAGGUCAAAUCAAUCGCGAACUUUAAUCUCGUUCUCCCGUGCAAAUUGAGAAUGGGGCGACUUCCGAGUCGGGAGAAUAAGCUCCGCUAAUUCGGAAGUGUCGUUGACGACGAACGGGAGUGAAGUGGCGCGUUAUAAAAGUGACAUUUUCUCGGCGCGAGCGGUCCAGAAAUGACUAGAAAUCGAUACGGCCAGUCGGGAAAAUUCGAUGAGGAACUACCGCCCGUACAAGUGUCGCCCUUCGUGGAUCGAUCUUCGCCAAUUUGUCAUCGAGCUCCUCCUCCUCGCCUCAUGGUGCUGCCCUCUCGUCCGAACUCACGCUGUCGACGAUCCGCGCUGCGGAUCCGAUCGAAAAUCUUACGCUCAAACUCUCGCGACCUGCACAUACGACAAGGACUGCAUGGAUAACGCUUACUGCAAACACCAGAAGACCUGCGAGUGCAUGGAGGACUAUCUCGUGGAUAAGAACCGCACACACGUGCGAUGUCUCAAAAUCGCAACGAACAUCGGAGAUCCAUGCACCGAGGACGUCCAGUGCAGUGUGACCUUCACUGCCCAAGCGGAGUGCCGGAACAACACGUGUGGGUGUUCGCCAGGCUCCCACUUCGAGGCUGAAAGGUGUUACGAGUCCGUUGGAAUCGGCCACGUUUGUCAAACUUCGCACAACUGUUACGUCCACGGAUCGGACAGUUUUUGUGUCGAUGGUUACUGCUCUUGUCCCUUGCAACAUCAUCCAAACUCGGACGGAUCUCGCUGCUUGAAGAGUGCUUCCCUCAGAGACAAAUGCGAUAUUGAUGAAGAGUGCAUAACGAUGCACUCGCGAUGCACUCGCGUUGGCUGCGAUUGCAAGGUCGCCUACGUGCGCUCCAUGGACGGGCAACGCUGUCUCAAGGGAGCUAAUGCCAUAGGAGAUCCGUGCGAGGAAGACUUGCAGUGUCGAGCAUUCUUGAAAAACGCUCGGUGCGGAGAGGAAGGAAAAUGCAGAUGCAAUAUGGACUUUAAGCAUCGGGGAUCCGUCUGCCGUAAAGAUUUGUACACUCGGAUGCUUGGGAAGCGUUGCAACGACUUCAGCGAUUGCGUAGAAGGAUUAGACGACAUGGAUAUCGGUACGACAGAAGUGACGCGAGCAGACUGUAUAAAGGGAAUUUGUUCCUGCACGAAAGAUUACGAACUGACUGAGGAUGGUCGAGAUUGUAUAGGGUACAGCGAAAUCGGAGGUUCAGCGAGAUGGCAAAUGACGGCACUGCCAACAAUUGUUCUAUUCGCGUUAACGCGACUAUUUUGAAUGAUUUAAAGCGAGCCCGUCUCGAGGAAAGCGACUCGACGAUACUCGCGUUGUUAUGAUAUAAAUAUAUAUAAAUUAUAUUAUAUUAUACAUACAAAUUAUAUUUAUAAUAUUUAUUAUACAUUAUAUAGAGAAUAUUUACACGCAAAACAAAAAGAAAAAACGCUUUUGCCAGUCCGUACUCUACCAUUGUAGCUUAAAAGUACAAAUUUUAAUAUAUGAAUGGAACUAAGACCGAGGAGGCUAUAGACGUACGUAACUUACUUCGUGUUACUAUUGGAAAAUCAUGAAACGCGUUCAAUAGACUUUAAUGAAAAAACAAAAUGGUUUGAAGUUUCAAAAGUGAAUUUUUUAUUCUUUAUCGACUUUUGUAUAUUGAAUGAAUAAAUUGGCUUGAUGCAA